Dictyostelium purpureum is the source of this 2769-nucleotide messenger RNA. RefSeq lists its product as uncharacterized. The transcript has 5 exons. NCBI's taxonomy places the organism in Eukaryota, Evosea, Eumycetozoa, Dictyosteliales, Dictyosteliaceae. Bases 1 to 2769 code for a protein of 922 amino acids. The record is from RefSeq and is a predicted model, not a curated record.
AUGGAUUUUUAUGGACAUCCUCAGUUAUCCAAUGAAGUAAUACAGAAUACCGAUGUAAGAUGUAUUGGACCUAAUCUCAAAACAAUGAUUACCUAUAAAUGGAAUAUAGAUGAUAACUUUUUUGAUUUUGAAACAGAGUCUCUAGAUAGCAUAGAAAUGGUAUCACCACUAUCAAUAAGCUUCAAAUACCCAAUCAAUUCAAAGAAAUUCACUACAACUUUAGGAAAAAGAAUUGAGGAACCUUUGUCUCUAUCGCUUUUUACUACACCUUUAAAAGAUACUUUUAAAAUUGACCCAGAUUUUACACUAUCAAACAAUAUGAAUUAUGGAUUAUAUGUAAAUAAUGAUUUAGAAAACACUUUAAGCAAUCCUUUUAUUUGUCGAACUGCCUAUUUUGUAACAAGAAAUAUCCCAUCAAUGUCAAAUGUUAUUUCCAAUGGUAUAUUUUCAUAUUAUUUAACAAGUGAUUUCGAUUUCAAUUCUUUCAAAAAUUUAUCAACACAUAAUAGUAUACGAAUGGUACAAUUAAGUAGUUUCCCAGGUCUAUCUUAUCCACUGGUUCCACCAUCAAUAAUGUUAGGUUCAAAAGAUCCAAAUAGUGAAAAUGCUAUAUAUUUUUCUAAUACUCUGAAUUUCCAUAUUGAUGGUGAAUUACCAUUUUCAAAACUACCAAAUGGUCUUUUACAAUUUUAUUAUACAUCUGGUCCAUUAAAAAAACUUCCAAAUUAUAAAAUAUUGGAUAAUACAGAUAUUUAUACGUUAUCUUUAUAUUAUAAUCAAAUAGGUGGUGAUUUACCAAAAUGGGAUGGUUCAAAUAACAAUAUUACAACCUUAGAGUUAAGCUCAAAUUUAAUAACUGGAACUAUUGAUGAAUCUUAUUGCUCUGUGUUUUUAAAUAUUAAUAAUAAUUUAAUGACAGGUAAAAUUCCAGAAUGUUUUACAUGCCAUUUUAGUGAUACUGCUUUUAAAUCAAACUUUAAACAAAAUUCAUUUGAUAACUACGAUACAAUUGGAACAUGCAGUCAAAAUAUUGGAUAUUGGGUAAGUGAUAUUGAAUCAAAUAUUCUAUUUAAUUUAAUAUUAAAAACCAAUUCAAUAAUUAUUGCAUAUGAUUCCUAUACUCCAAAUAGAAUUAUUCACGAAAUAAGUUUCAAGAGUACUGGUCAAAAAUUUACAUUAACUCCAGAUCCAUAUCCACCAUUAUUAUCAAAUAUAACAUCAAAUAAUCAUAUUUUAGUAUUCAAAGGUUUAUAUUAUUCAUACGAUAUCACUGAAAUAACAAUUACAAUUGGUGAUAAAUCUUGUGAUGUAACUGAUUCAACAUUUUAUCAAAUCACAUGUACUUUAACAACAUAUCCAAAUCAACUAAAUAAUGUAUCAGGUACACUCAAAGUAGAUCAAUUACAAACAACAUUCAAUUUAAAUUUAGAUAACAACGAUGGUAAUGAAGUAUUCAACAACUAUACAUCAUGUCUAGACAACUGCAAUGGAUAUAUAUGCAACUAUAAUACUGGUAUUUGUGAAUGCCCAAAAGACUGGACCGGUGAAAACUGUUAUACUCCAAAGCAUUAUGUAUCAUCAAUUACACCAACAUACGAAGAUGGCGGAUUAGUAACAAUGAAUGGAUGGUUUGGUGAUAUUCAUAAAGAUUUAAAAGUAACAAUCGGUAAUGAAGAAUGCAAAAUAGAUACGAUAUCAUCAAAUACAAUCACAUGCAACAUUGGAGCAGGUACAGGUAAAAAAGAUGUAAUCGUAUAUCAAAAUGGAAUCACAUGGAAAUCAUUCAACUUUUUUGUAUACCAAUCAAAACAACAAACAUGUUUAAACAACUGUAUCGACACUAACCAUGGUAUUUGUAAUACAUCAAAUGGUAUUUGCGAAUGUAAAUCAGGAUGGACUGGAUUCGAUUGUAGUUCACCUUCAAAUAAUAAUAACAACAAUGGUAAUACCAACAGCACAGUUAAUCCAGACGGUUCAACAACAAUAAAUAACGAUCAAACAACAUACAAUAUAUUAAUCACAUCAUUAUUAGAACUCGAUAUCAACAGUGACACAGUUAAACAAUAUCCACUUCAAAACAAUUGGAAUAUAACAUCAAAUGAUAAAAACGGAUCAAAUGUAACAUUCACACAAAUAUUAAAUGAAACUGAAUGUCAAAUCAUAUUAUCAAUUCAAGAAAUAGAAAAUGAUAUUCAAUAUUCAUUUGCAGGUUUAGAAUUCAAAUUAGAUAAAGGUUCAAUUAAAAUAUCAGUAUCAAUUCACAAUUACAACUAUCAAAGUCCACUCAAUACAUUACAAUUACAAAUGAUAUCAAAUGUAUCAGAUACAACAUCGAACGAUUGUAACAGUAAAUCAGCAUCAACAUCAACAUCAAUAUUAGACAAUCAAACAUUAAACUAUAUAUCGAUCAACAAAGACAACAAGAUUCUAUAUGGUAGAUUUAUAAACAGAGCAAUAUCAGAUGGACACACAACAUUAAUCACCACAUCAUUAAUAUCGAGUCAAAACGAAUCAGUAACCAUUGGUAUUAACAUUCCACAUUGCAGAACAUCAUGCUAUAUCGAUCCUGACUUUUCAGUAAUAAUUAGUCCUGAUUUCAAAUCAAACUGUAACAACAAAUCCAAAAACUAUGUAAUUCCAGUUGCUAUCGUUGCAAGCUGUAUCGGUGUAGCUGCAAUUGUUGUGAUCACAUAUUUUAUUUAUAAAAGAAAACAAAAGAAAAUUUUUGAAAAGAAAAUUAUUAAUUUAAAUAAUUUAAAUAAUAAAUAA